Anneissia japonica is the source of this 2967-nucleotide messenger RNA. RefSeq names its product leucine-rich repeat-containing protein 28-like. Gene Ontology annotation, molecular function: protein binding. The record is from RefSeq and is a predicted model, not a curated record. The transcript has 9 exons. NCBI's taxonomy places the organism in Eukaryota, Metazoa, Echinodermata, Crinoidea, Comatulida, Comatulidae. Bases 373 to 1515 code for a protein of 380 amino acids.
UUGGUGCAGGAGGAGAGAAUUUGUUCAAAAUGAUUAACGGCUUUUGUAUUUACAAUAAUCAUUCACACACAUCACAUCAGUUACAAUCAGGACUAUGAAUACUGAUGAAGGCAUAGGGAGCCAGUCAGGUCCCUACCUUCUACUACUAUUACUAGUACUAGCCCAGAGGCUAGGCCUCCUCCUAGCCUAGCUAGUAUCUAUAGGCCUAGUCUAGACUAGAGAGAAUGUAGGGAGGAGUAGAUACUUAGAGUGGGUGCAUAUUCGGUGCAACCAGUUGUCACUAUAACAGCUACCUGGUGCAACUAACUCGUCGUACUGACUUUGCUUUCUUUGGCGAACCUGUACCCAAAUUUAGAUUAAUUUCACACAGAUAUGAGCAGCGUGAUAUGUGGUAGCACGAGGUCUUCAAGUGUAGCUGUGGAAGACAGUGAGGCCAGCAGUGCAAGUGAAGUAUUGCAUGAUUGUCAAGUUCAUGGCCACCAACUACUAUACCUUAAUUAUAAAGGAUUAACUAAAUUCCCAGCACAACUCCUACAGGAAAAUGCCUACCAGCACAUCAAAGGGAUCUACCUCAAAAGAAAUUUAUUGCAGACCCUUCCUACAAAUUUAAAGACAUUAACAAACCUAAAAGAAUUGUAUCUGCCAUCAAACAAGAUAAUUGAUCUUCCAGAUGAUAUGAGUGAGUUAACACAAUUAGAAUCACUAGAUCUGAGUAUGAACUCUCUGCAGCAUAUACCCAGCUGUGUAUUUGGUAUUAAGUCUUUGAAGUCUCUCAUAUUGUCGCAGAAUUCUAUUGCCCAUCUCUCGUCAGAAAUUGGAAAAAUGAGAGCUUUGAUGACACUUGUCUUGAAUCAUAAUCUGCUGACUUCAUUGCCUUCUGAAAUACAACAUUGUUCGUCUCUUGAAACUUUAAAUCUUGACAAGAAUUUUCUGAAAGUUCUUCCAAGACAGAUAACCUUGCUUCAUCGUCUAGAAGAACUAUCAGUGACAGGCAACAAACUGGUUUACCUACCAAUGGAUCUUGGAUAUUGCCCAAGCCUACAAAAAGUUUAUGCUGAUAACAACCCGUAUUUAAAAGCCAUUCCCUUUUCUCUCUGGUCCAAGACAGUUGGAACCUACAGUUGCGGAACUGAAACCAUUUGUGAUUCAGGACUUUAUGCAGAGUUCAAAGAGGCCAACAUGUCUGCAUACAUUCCUCAUGAAAUUCAAAGUAUCAGAUCAAAAAACUCGUCACCAGUUUCUACUCUUUUGGAAAUUUCUUACAGAUAUGUUAAUAAACAGCAAGGAAUUUUAAAGAUUGAAAGUCUUCCGAGGAGUGUUAGAGAACAAGCAGUAACUGCAACGGCUCAUUGUGAAUUCCAUGGCUGCAGCAGGCAACUGUUUACAGGUUGCUACCCCCACCUAUUGAAACACCCUAUAACUACACUUCAGCAACCCAACUCAACUACCUUUAUUGGACUAUGCUGUUCUUUGAAGUGCCUUGAUCUUUUCAGCCGGUUUCCGCUUCCCUUGUGACAUACAUUAUGACUGUCUUAUUACAACAAUUAGGAUGCUGUUUGUGGGUUUACAGGGGAAGAUUUAGAGAGGGGCCAUUCCCGCGAUUUUGCUACUGACGUCUUUAAUUUUUUUACAGAAAAAGUACAAAAUGUCAUACAAAUAUUAAAUGUUACAAUAUUUCGUAGCAACAUAUAUUGAACCACAAAUCAUACCAUUAUUGGAUACUUAUUUAACUGUAUAAUUAUAUUACAUCUAGGGCUACAGGUAUAUGAAAUGGUUUCCUCUGAUUCAAACUUUUUGGAUCCAACCCCGGUGUUAGAAAUUCUCAAAAGAAAGUAAAUUCAUGUGUAUACAGUACCCAGGUAAUGGCAAAUCCUGGACUACAAAUAUAUGAAAAGUUUUUAGAAUCUAAAUUUUUUUUCCUUGUUAUUCUAUGCCAAAAUAUUUAGCAGUUGUGACUGCCAGAAUCAUGGGACAAGCACUUUUUCAUGUUGGCACUUUGUGUCAGUAGUUAUAAGUAAAUCUGUGCCGAGCCACUAGGACCCAUAGGGCUGGAGCUCAUCCCCAGUUUCAAGUAGCAUGAAGCGGAUGAGAGUGUGAUGCUCCCCCUGGGUGGGAUGCUGGUCCACUGUAGCGUACGCCAAGCAGUUUGCUGGUACCCAUUGAUACAGGUGGGUAGACUGAAGCAAUGUAGAUGCCUUGCUCAAGGACACAAGCGAAAUGCACAGUGAAGAAUUGAAACUCUGACCACAAGGUUGGAAAACCAAACCAUUUCCACUGAACCAAACCGCCUCCACCAUAAGCAUGACCUGUUGUUAAUGCCAUAGAUUACUACAGUAUACAAUAUACAAUAAUUAUAUUCAGUAUAAUUUUAUUAUAUACAGUGCUUUUUAUGAUUUAAUUUUUUUUUUACCAUAUUUAUAGAGGGUGACCUAUCCAGCUUAUACUGAAGAUCAGCUAAUAUUCAGGGGCCCUUUUAAAACAUGUAAUAAUUUGAUGCUUUAUUAAAAAUUCAUGUGCUGUUAUCAAUGGAUUUGAACCCAGAACCCUAGUGGGAGAGGAAGGCAAGCUGCUCUUGGGCUCAAUCCUAACUUGUCAGGAUUUUCGCAGUGUCUCUAAUAAAUCUAGUUCAGGUCAAGAUCCAGUAGGGGGACAUGGGUGGGGGGGGCACAUUCUCCCGUUUUGGCACUAAAUUUUAAAAUUUCAAUGCAUGUCAAUGUUAUUUGCUACUCGCUAUAUUCUGAAAAUGGUUCCGCCCUUGAUCAAGUUACAGUAUUGAAGGGUCCAUGUUCCCUUUUAUGGGUGAAUCCGCAAGGUUGUGAAAGGUGCAGCUCAAAUAUGUGUGUACAUUUUUGUACAUUUAGUAUUUGUAUGACAUUUCAUUAGUUUAUUAUAAUUAUGAAUAUUUGAUAAAUGUAUAACUAAUGAAGUACUGUGCAAUAAUAAUAAAUAUUUUGUUAUAUGUUUUAA